Molecule: messenger RNA, 2500 nt
Organism: [Candida] anglica
Lineage: Eukaryota; Fungi; Ascomycota; Pichiomycetes; Serinales; Debaryomycetaceae
Source: the annotation of a GenBank genome assembly
UAAAGGUUGCCUGACCCCUCCCAUAUUUUAUUCAUUUUUUUCUUUUAACAUAAAUUUUUGCACAAAAGUUGCUAGUAGGAGAAAAAGAAAAGAAUAGUACAUUCCCCCAGAAAAAAAUAUUGACGUAACAAGAGGAGACAAAUUUUGAUUCUCUCCCAUUUUCGGUUUAUUUGUUUUUAUUCAUUUUAAUUGAUUGUUUGCUCCUUUAGUAAGAUUUAGUAGUGAAGGAACCAACUAAAAUUAAAAAGAGUAUCGACAGAUUCAAGCAGAAAUAUUAGAAAAUCCCCGUAACAUCGAAAGAUUCGUAAUAGUUACUUCAAGCAUCCCCUCCAAAGAAAGAAGAUAGUAAAGAAUUAAAUUCAUAAAAAAUGUCAGUUGCUGAACAAUUUGACACUAUUUUGAAAGAAUUACCAACUUUGAAGGCCCCAGGUGUUUCUGGUUCUCGUAUUAAGAAGUUGACCGACCUUGCCGUUCAGAACGUAUCUGAAGAAUCAGAAUUGAUCACUAUUUUGUAUUCAAACUGUAAGUCAACCCCAUCAUCUCACAAAUUAGGUAUUUUGUAUGUUGUUGAUUCUAUCGUAAGAGUUUAUAUUGAAGAAGCCAAGAAGGCCGAACAAGACAUUACGUCUGAUGCUCCAAAUGGUACAUUUGCAGCUGGUGUAAACAAAAUCACCGAACUUAUUGAACCUAUAAUUGAUAACGCUUUAGAUUUGAUGAUUAACAAAUCUCAAGUUGUUAAAAUUGGUAAAUUAGUAGACAUUUGGGAAAGAGCUGAGACUUUUGAUAGUGCAAUUCUUACUAGAAUUAGAGAAAAGCAUUUUAGUUCUUCUACUCCACCUGGAUCUCCUCCACAUACUGCUACUUCUAACGGUAAUGAGUCAACCAUUCCUGCUGUUGGUGAAACUAAGACUUCUACCAACACUGAUUCAGGAAGUAUUUUACUGGCCUUGGCUUCCUUAGCCAAGACCUCUAACUCCAACAAUGGAACUCCAACUACCGCCCCAGCAGUUCCUGCUCAACAACCAAAUGUAGCCAAUGCAACCAACAUUUUAUCUCAAUUAUCUGCCAUGGCUGGUGGUAACCAACCCUCGAACAAUGCAAACACUCAAACACCACCUCCAUCUAGUGGAUUACCUCAAGCUCCAAAUGAACAAUACAUUUUCAACAUGUUACAACAAAUGCAAAAUGGAAACAAUCAACAACAACCUCCAUCUCAACAACAAUCAGUACCUCAAAGACCACCACAAAUGGGUGGCCAAGCUGAUUACAGUACUGGUAGACGUGGACGUGAUGAUAAUGGAGCAAACAAUUAUUCAAGAAGAAACAGAUCCAGAUCUCCAAACAGAUAUGGAAAUGGUGCUCCAGGUGGAUUCAGAGAAAGAUCUCCAAGACAACAAUAUCAACAACCAUACCAAGGUGGAAACCAAGGUGGAUGGAACCAACCACCACAACAGCAACAACCACCUCCACCACAAGGUGGAUUCCAAGGAGGUUUCCAACAAGGAGGUUUCCCACCACAACAAGGUGGAUUCCAACAAGGUGGAUUCCAACAAGGACCACCAUCAGGAGGUCCACAAGGUGGACCACCAGGUGGUCAACCUGGAUUUGCUCCACAAUUGCAAGGUGAAAUGAACUUGCAAGGAACUGCCCACUACCGUCCACGUAACGUUGGAUUCGACCAAUCUUUACCACAAGGUUCUUUCAAGGUUUUAUCCAGAACUUUGUUUAUUGGUGGUGUUCCUCGUAACAUGGGUGAAAGAGAAUUGGCGUCUGUUCUUAGACCAUUUGCUGAAGUUCAAUCUGUUAUCUUGAACAGUGAAAGAAAGCAUGCAUUCGUCAAGGUUUAUUCAAGAAGAGAAGCUGAACAAGUUAUUACUUCUUUCAACAAGGAUAAUGCCUUACCAUUGAGAACUCGUUGGGGGGUUGGUUUCGGUCCUAGAGACUGUUGCAACUACCAACAUGGUGUGUCUAUUAUCCCAAUCCAAAGAUUGACAGAUGCUGAUAGAUCAUGGGUUGUUCAAGCGCAAUGGGGUGGUACUGGUGGUCAACCAUUGCUGAGUGGUAUGGUUAUCGAUGAACCAGAUAUUGAAAUUGGUACUGGUAUUUCAUCCAAGGCCAUGUCCAAGAAGAUGCCUACCAACUCUGCCAGAAAUGGACCAAAAUCCAAUAGACCAGGUGAACCUGAUGAAGACUACGUCAAGACGACUUUAAUUCCACAACAAAGUAGUUCGUCUAUGUCUCAUGGUGCUCAACCAGACUUUGCCACAAUGUCUCAAUCAUCUGUCAAUCCAUUGGCAGGUUUAUUUGCAAGCCAAGGUGGUGUUCAAGCUGCACCUGGUUUCCAACAAGGACCACCACCAUCCGCUGGCCAAAACUUUGGUAAUGGAGAUGGUAUGAACAACGGAUCUCAACCAAACCUUGGAAAUCAAAUGGCUUCCUUUUUCCAAAGAGGAAUGAACCAAUAAGUGUAAUUCCAAAAAGUAUGUAUUAUAUAUAGUCC